Messenger RNA from Pipra filicauda (Wire-tailed manakin), 1735 nucleotides. Its product is annotated as putative hydro-lyase KRH_21160. The record is from RefSeq and is a predicted model, not a curated record. The coding region runs from base 224 to 706 and encodes 160 amino acids. Lineage: Eukaryota; Metazoa; Chordata; Aves; Passeriformes; Pipridae. The transcript has 3 exons.
CCGCUGCCGCUGCCGGGCGGCGGGAGCGCGGCACCGGCCGAGGGGCCCCGCGGCCCACCCGGGCGGCAGCUCCUCCCCGCACAGCCCGCCUGGGCCGAGCGGGACCCACCCGCGGCUCCGCGGCUCCCCCAGCCCCGGGGCCGGCUGUGCCCCCCUCCUCCGCCGCGGGCCGCUCGCUCCGCCCGGGGGGAGACAAUGGGCACGAUGACUUCACCCUCCAGCAAUGUGCGGACCAGCGGGGGACGCCGCCGACUUCCCCCUGGCCGCCGGGACACCCCCGGGCCGCGGCUCCCGGGCCCUCUCCCACCCGGGCUCGGGCCCCCGCCCAGAGGCGGCUCCGGCUCGGAGGCUCCGCUCCACCCCUCACCCGCCGCCACGCUCAGGGCGGCGGCCGCCGGCGGAGGCCCAAGCCGGGGAACGCCGCCACCGCCGGGCCCCUCGGCGCCGCCCGCCCCGCCGCGCACCCACCCCCGGUACCUGCGAGUCGGCGGGAGGAAGCGGCGCCGCUCCGCCCGCCCGAGCCCGGCGCCGCGCAGGAAGCGCCUUAGUGUGUGUGUGCCUGUAUCGGAGAGUGUUUAAUCAUUCAUACUAUCUCAUGUCAUCUCGGAAUUCUCUGGAACUGGAGUUAAUACUGUGCUUACGACUGGUGGUUCUUCCAUUAAGCUGUGUUGCCCCACAGAUGGCUGCUUUUGCACAAAAAGCAUAGCAGAAGAUUGAUGUGGCAGCAGAAAAAAGUGGCAUAGAGAAGGAAGAGAACUGUCUAGAUCAAUUUUGCUGCUGGAGAAAAUGUAGUAUGGAAAUGCAUUCUGACUUGCAACUAAAGAAGAAAGGAUAAAAACCUUUAAUGAAUUGAAAUAUCUGCAAUACCCAUUGAUAGCAAAACAUUCUUUAGACUGGGCAUACAAAAAUAGGCAAUACUAAUAAAUAUCACUACAUAACUGAUAAAUAUUGUAUAUUAAUAUAGCUAAGAGACAAAUUGCAUGGGACAGGAAUAAGUGUUGAAUAUCGUCAGGUUUCUGUUUACCUGUUGUGAAAGAUUAUUUGUCGUGCACUGAUUGCCAUCAAUUGUGUUGAGUGCAGUAGAUUAAAAAAAAUAAUGCAGAUGCACCAUGAUGACAAGGCUAGGAUAAUGGAUUAGUGUCAAAUAGAGCUAUCUAAUGUAGAUGCAGUCUCACUGAUCCAAGCUGCAAAGUGGAAAGGUACCAGUAAACAACGUGCAAGCUGAAAACUUUCCAAAGUUUUUGGCAUGUCAUAAAACAUUAAAGUUGAAGGCUUCCAUAGCCAUUUCAAACAUCUCCGAUAUCUUCAAGUUACAUCAUCUGAUCUAAUCAGUUUCUGUAGUAGUCAAUAAAGAAAAAACAAAGGUAGAAAAUUUACAAUAUAUGGAACUACAGUCCCCAGAACAUACCUACUGCAUGAAAGAAAACCUCUUUAAAUAAAUUAAAUAGGUUUAUUUCCAGUCCCAAUGACAGAGAAUAGAAGUAGUUUGAGAAAUCUAGGUGCCUGAAUCCAAAAAUGUUACUCUUGAACAUAUAUCAGAUGUCACUCAGCUUAUAAGUCUCCAAAAGUCUGAGAAAGACUGCUAUAUUAGCAUAACAUUUCUUGAAUGCCUAAAACUCUACUCCUAAAUGUAAUAUUUAAAUUCUGGAGUUGAUGAGUUGCAGGAUGCAGGAGUGAUACCUGUGUAUUUUCUUGGAAUUAGGUGUCUUGACUUUUUAAAAGUCUGUUGGUUAUC